Messenger RNA from Pomacea canaliculata, 1879 nucleotides. Its product is annotated as pantetheinase-like. The record is from RefSeq and is a predicted model, not a curated record. Gene Ontology annotation, molecular function: hydrolase activity, acting on carbon-nitrogen (but not peptide) bonds, in linear amides. NCBI's taxonomy places the organism in Eukaryota, Metazoa, Mollusca, Gastropoda, Architaenioglossa, Ampullariidae.
CGUGAUGUGAAUGAGUCGGACUAUUUUCUCUCGCCAUCUUCACCUUGCUGGCCUGACCCAGAAAACACUUCCUCAGUUUGGAAUAGCAUUUAGCUUCCAAUCCGCUAGCAUGAAUAUGCAUUAUUGACACAAGUCCGAUUGGUAAGUCAGAGAAUGACAUCACGAUAGUGUCAGGUAGUGAGCCACAGCCGCCCGCGAAGUCGAGCAGAUAACAACUUCGAGGUGUCCUCCUCUCUUCUCGCAGGACAACGGGAGAGUACGUCGCGCCAUAUCGCAAAACUUCAGUGAACUGACAAUAUAGGGAUCAGGAUGAAACGGACUCAUCAAGAACUGUGGGUCACGGUGUUUCUCAGUCUUCUGAGGGUCAGCGCGGGCACCGAGGUGGACGAGACAGCACCAAAGUUCAGGGCCGCGGUGUAUGAACAUGUAGUGACCAUGCCCUCUGACCCCAAGGAGAACGUGACCCGCGCGGAAGCUCUCUCGAUCAUGAGGCAGAAUCUGGCCACCUACGCACAGCAGGCGCAAGCAGCCAGGGCCCAGGGUGCUAAUAUUAUUGUGUUUCCUGAAGAUGGCCUUUAUGGCGUAGCUUUCAGCAGAGAAUCUAUCCAGCCAUACCUGGAGUACAUCCCUGACCCCAAGGUUGAGACCUGGGUGCCAUGUGACGAACCUGAUCGCUUCCCGAACACAGAGGUACAAGAAGAACUCAGCUGCAUGGCCAAGAACCACAGCAUUUACAUCGUGGCAAACAUGGGCGACCGCCAGCCUUGUCACCCACAGGUCAACGCCAACUGUCGCAAAGACGGGUACUUCCAGUACAACACCGACGUGGCCUUUGACCCUAAUGGUCGACUAGUGGCCAGAUACCACAAGAAAAACCUCUUCUUUGAAUACCAGUUCGACGAGCCGCGCCAAGCGGAAGUUGUUUCCUUUCAGACGCCGUUCGGACGUUGGGGCAUGUUCACGUGCUUCGACAUCUUGUUUUACUCACCAGCUGUGGAAGCUGUUGUAAGGGAAGGAAUCGCUAACAUCGCAUUUCCUACUGCAUGGAUGGAUGCCCUCCCGCUCCUGGCAUCCGUGCAGUUCCAUUCCGCGUUCGCGCGGGGCCUGGGUGUCAACUUCCUGGCGGCCAACAUCCACUGGCGCCUACAGAUUCAAGGUAGCGGCAUCUACACACCUACAGGCAUGGCGGCUUUCUAUCACAAUGCAUCGAUAUCCAGCGAACCGCGACUGAUUGUAGCGGAAAUCGAGAUCCUGACGAAGCCAUCCCCAGAGGGCACUCCGACUCCCAGAAAUGACGUCAACAGCACAGUCUCGUUCUCGUCUUCAACCGUCAGUUCCGAGAAUGUGACAAGAGUGAGGGAUGAUGGAGGGAAGCAAAGGAAAUAGCCUUCGUUUCAUUCUUGUUUCACGAUCUUUUUAACUUCGUGCAGCUCAUUGAGACAAAGGGAGGCUUUGCGGGUCUGUCACGAGGAGGUUUGCUGUAGUCUGGACUAUGAGCUGACUAAAGACCUCGCAGACCGACGACCUGUUUGCGUUCGGUGCUUUUGACGGACUCCACACGCACGAGGGUCAGUAUUACCUGCAGAUCUGCGCCCUCGUCCGUUGCGCAAACCAGUCUCGCCAAAGUUGUGGUUCGCCUACCAACCAGUCAUCGACUUUGUUUCAAAGACUCGCCAUCAACGGCAGCUUUAGCACGGAGUUUCUGUAUCCCGAAGUCCUCCUCACCUCACAAGGCAACUACCUUACGUCUCGCCGAGGCUAGCGAGUGGAGUUUUCAUGACCAAAUCAUCAAAAGCGAUCGAGGAUUCGCGUAUCCGUUGUUAUCAGCCGCCAUUUUUGGGAGAGAUUACGUUCGCGACAACACCACUUUGCCAUUGGC